GCUUACGUUGAAGAGAUUUUCCGAAAGGAAGCGAAUUGUGCUGCGACGGAAUCUCAGAUGCGAUCCAGCGAACCUGGUCCAUCAUGGGGAACGGAUUCAGGACCAAAGCAUCAUCAGUUGCAGAGAAGACCAGGAGAUGUACAUAUACUGGAAUGGGAUCCCAAUGAAACUGAUGGACGUCCUGAUCUGUCGAAAGUAGGGCGGGCUGGAAAAUCAGCUGCUGUAUGCGCACAUUCGUCGAAUCUUUUAGCAGCAGGUGAUUGUCCAGCUGGACAAUCAACUGCAGUUGAUGGACGUCCACGUUCAUCGAAAGCAGUGCCAGAUGGACAAUCGAAAGCAAUGCCAAGUGGACAAGCGGCUGCUGCUGAUGUAUGUCCAGGUUCAUCGAAAGCAGUACCAGCUGGACAAUCAGCUGCGGCUGAUGGAUGUCCAGGUUCAUGGAAAGCAGUGCCAAGACAAUCGAAAGCAAUGCCAGCUGGAAAAUCAACUGCUGCUGAUGGAAGCUGGGGAGGAUAUGACAGGAGCAGCCGCCAUGCCGACGUGGAUGAUGUGAUAUGCACGGAGGUGGAGGCUUUCCGUCCGUCCGGGCGUGUUGGAAGCGUGGUGCAUUCGUUUCUCUCUUCACCCGCGUUUGUCGAUGGAGAGAUGAGGCUGUGCACUUCGGUGUCGACUGGCGCUGGAGUACCAAGACAGCAUGAUGGAAGACGACUGUGGGAUUUCGAUGACUGUGGGUCUCUGCUAUCAACAGACGAUGAUAGUGGAAAUCAAUCUCCAAGGUUGGAUGAGAUGUGUUCGGAGGAAGUCGAGUGCCAUCGCCAGAGAGGUGCUGAUUCCAAUGCUGAUAGGGUCUUCACAAUGGACCGAAGUGAGAUCUGCCAAGCACGUUCCCACAACGGAGUUCGAGGCAUUCAGAUAGCCACUGGAGAUUCUUGUGCUUUGGGAAAUCUGGGUUGCGGAAACUUGAUGCCGAAGCGCAGAAGACGUAGAGGUCCCUCCUUGAGAGCGACGGUUCCCCCUAAAGUUGCGCUAUCAAGUGAUCCUGGCCCUUCAAGAGGAAAAAGGCCAUGUCGGGUGAGUGACGUUGGAGUUGAGGAUUGUGACGAAGAUCUUGAGGAGGAGGAGGAGGAGAGCAAUGAGCUGGAGGAGGAGGAGGAGGAGGAGGAUAGUGAUGAGUCUGGUGAUGAUGAUGCAUAUGGUGUGGAGGGGUCCAACACUGGGCAGGUUACGGAGUCCGCUUUCCCCCCGGGUUGUGCACAAGGCGGUGGUGGAGGUCGAGCAGAGGAUUCGAUGCUCCGAGAAGUGAAGGGGGAAAUGUGUCAUUUCUAUUUUGAAAAUGUCGGUCAGGCGCCAAAAGACACUUGGGCGAAGAUCUCAGUUUUCUUGCAUGAGCAUCCUCCCGAGAAAGUGAAUAGCAAGGCAUACUGCGCGGCACGUCGCGAUCGGAGGUACGUACACAAUCUUCCGAGGACAGACCGGACUGAGUACAAGAGCCGAUACAUGACAAUAUCGGAUGUCAUGAAGGAGGAGGGACCAGGAAUGAAGUUCUGGCCAGAAUGGGACAAGAGGCAACAAUUUUGCUGUCUGAGAACCAAAAAAUGCGGUGGAAAGGAGUUAAAGAAGGCUCAAGACUUAAGUAUGAGGGGGAUCCACAACCCUAAACUGCGACGUUUUCUCGCGGAAAACAACCUUGUCUGGAUGCAACCAGAGAUUCUGACCCCUUUGACCCCUGAGCAAAUGGAGCUCGUGAUGGGAUAUCCGAAGUGGCAUACGUGCGACAUGACGCACCAGAACCGUUACAAAGCCCUUGGGAACGCUUUUCAAGUCCACACGGUUGCGACCCAUUUCUCGCCUCUCAAAGCCAAGUUUCCAGACGGGAUCCGAGUGUUGUCACUGUUUGAUGGGAUUGGUGGGUGCGCCAUCGCCUUAGACAUGGCAGGUGUGUGCAUGAGGGUGUACAUUGCUGUGGAGAUAGACGAGAAAUGUCGGAAAGUUGUUCGAAGCUGGUGGUUGAAACGUGAAUUGCCAAAGGAACAACUCAUUCAAGAUUGGAGAGACGUAACGAAAUUUAUGGAAAAAGAUAUAGAGGAUAUCUUUGAGCGGUUCGGAGGCAUUGACCUUGUUGUCGGAGGAAGCCCAUGCGGAAACCUGACCGGGACCAAUCGAAGGUCACCAGAAUUUUCAAAUGGUCGUUGUGGCCUUGAGGGGGAAAACUCAAAAUUGUUUUUUGAUUUCCAUCGCAUCCUUGAGCUUGUCAUAGAGAUGCAUUACAGAAAGGCGUUGAUGGAAAGCAAACAGCAGGUGAUGCAGCUCGAGGAGGAGUUGACGCGGCUUAAAGGUUCCGGCUCGCUUAAUGAAGAUCAGCCGCAGAGAACCCCCGGGGCCAAGUGGGGCAUUUACGACUCCUUGGAAUUUGCGAGACUCUUGUAAAGACGUCAGUCGUCACUCAAAAAUACAAUAAAAAAUUCCAACAGAC
Messenger RNA from Chara braunii, 2473 nucleotides. The record is from the annotation of a GenBank genome assembly. NCBI's taxonomy places the organism in Eukaryota, Viridiplantae, Streptophyta, Charophyceae, Charales, Characeae.